Messenger RNA from Suillus paluster, 2082 nucleotides. RefSeq lists its product as uncharacterized. The transcript has 2 exons. NCBI's taxonomy places the organism in Eukaryota, Fungi, Basidiomycota, Agaricomycetes, Boletales, Suillaceae. Bases 169 to 1803 code for a protein of 544 amino acids. The record is from RefSeq and is a predicted model, not a curated record.
AUUGAAAUUGAUCAGUAUGUAGUCUCACUUUGGUUUCACUUGUUGGUCAGAGACGCGAUCGUAGCGGAGACUACCGGAGAAGGGCAUGUCCAUUGUCUAUACAAUCUUUACCAAGAACAGUCAUAGUCGUGCAGUAGCAGUCACCCCAGUCCAAUCCUCCCUCCAGUGAUGACCACCCCGACACCAGCAGGGCCAGCUAAUCGUCUGGCAAAUUUCUUCCGACCGAGAAAGCAGGCAGUCGCGAGCGAGAACAAACAUCGGCUUGAUGCCACGGUCACGAAGACGACGGAGGAGUCGUCACAGAAAUCACAGAAAUCAAUUCAGGUGCUGUGUGCCGAGAACGAGGCCCUGAAAAAUGAUAACGAUGCGUUGAAGAAACAGUGCGGCGAUUUACAAGAUCGAUUGCAACGAGUGGAACAGAGGCUCGGGAUCGUGGGUAAAGAUGGAGAUUCAGAUGACGAUGAACAGGAGGUCGAAGAAGUAGACGCCCAGCCUGAGGAUGGGGUUGACAAGCGCUGCACAGCCAGCAAAGAGGCCACGCAGUCGAAAUCGGAGAAGGAAUCUUCACCCUUCUCUUUUCAUCGUCAAGCUGGGAUGUCCAGAUAUGACCACCGAUUGCUCCCUCCGGAGCUGUGGUUGUCCAUAAUCCGCUGGGCGACCCACUCACAGUCAGUUUUCGAUUUGCCAACCUUCGAGCCCUUCCAUGCAUCCUUUGAGAGGCAAAACAAAGGAGAGGCGGGUGCUUUGGCUGUUAGGCAUGCAGUGGUUCAGGUCUGCAAGCUUUGGCGAGACUUCGGUCUCAGCAGUCUGUAUGAGGAUGUCAUGGUCCGACAUGGGGCUCCUGCCCUUGCGGAGGAGUUGGGGAAGACAUAUGGAGGUGAACAGCUUGGAACACACGUCCGCCGCCUUGAACUUCCUUACCCUUACACUGGUACUGCAACAAACACUAGCUCGGAUCUCGCAUUACAGAUUCUGCAGUCUUGCCCGGGAUUGGAAACCUUGGUGAGGCCCUUCAUGCCAGGACCUCCAGACGCGGUACGCUAUGAAUUCCCCACUCGCAGCCACCCCUUCCCAAACCUCAAGAGGCUCGAGUGGUGGCACUACAAUGAUGCUGCUCGCUCUGGGGGCAUCAACUCGCUCAUAGAUGUUCUAUGCUACUCUCCCAAUCUCCAGUAUCUUGUUGUAGGAGGGGAGAUGUGGAGUUCCGCCCCAUCUACUAGCGAUGCGUUGGUGCUCCCCGCACUGACGACACUUCGUGUACGACGCAUCAACGUCAUCUUCGUGCAAGAGAUCUGCCGAUGGCAGCUACCUUCACUUGUGCAUGUCGUUGCAGAAUUCCCGCUAGAACAGGACGGACUGGAGGACAUUUGGCGGAUGUUUGGCGCUCGCCUCUGCACGGUUGAAUUCGGACGGCACGUUGGAUUCUUGCUUAGCGAUCAAAUCACUCCCUUUCUCGCUGGCUGUCCUCAAGUCCAAAAAUUCAAUUACUUUCUUAACUUCACAUACCCACCACCAAUUUUCAACCAACCUUGCGCGCUUCAAUCCAUAUCUUUGCACGCACACCCGUGCUUCAUGGUUACCGACAUGAUCCCCAAUUCUCAAGAGCGCCUUGAGCGACACCUCGCCUUCCUCUCCAGAUCAUCGUUUCCAGCACUGCGCCGCAUAAUUCUUUAUGGCGAUUGGGGAGAUAUAAUCCCCGAUCCUCUCUUCACGGAUUUCACGCAAAGCAUGAAUUCCAGAGGCUGCUUGAUUGAAUAUGCCACUGGUGACAUGCAUUCCUGCACCCCUUCACCAAGCGCCUGAUCCCACCGAAGACGCCUCUCGACAACUGUGUAUUCAUAGCUAGAGUCUUUAUGAUUUUACUCACAUGCUUGUCAGCCACCGAAGACACUUUUAGACAACUGUGUAUUCAUAGCUGCAGUCGUUAUGUUUUUAUUUCUUUUGUACUAUAACCCUUUGACUUCUUCCUCUCCCACCUAUCUCCGACUAACGCGCCGGAGAUAUUUUUCAAUUCAAAAUCUGUUCUUGUUCCCCGUGCUAUCGAGUGUGCCGAAAUGUCAUCUCCAUGUGAAAAGUGCAGAA